This is a messenger RNA of Malania oleifera, 2242 nucleotides long. Its product is annotated as ethylene-responsive transcription factor ERF119-like. Gene Ontology annotation, biological process: regulation of DNA-templated transcription. NCBI's taxonomy places the organism in Eukaryota, Viridiplantae, Streptophyta, Magnoliopsida, Santalales, Ximeniaceae. The transcript has 3 exons. The record is from RefSeq and is a predicted model, not a curated record. Gene Ontology annotation, molecular function: DNA-binding transcription factor activity; DNA binding. Bases 811 to 1710 code for a protein of 299 amino acids.
CCGCUCGGGAAAAGGUGAAGCAGAGAGAGAGACAGAGAAGGGGAGUGAAGAGAGAUCACACAGGGAGUGAGAAUUUCUGGUUUAGGGGCGGAGGGAGGACCGAUUGAGGUACUGUAUUUUUUUAACAAUUUCUGGUUUGGAAUUUCGAUGGAAAUGUGUAUUUUAAUAUCGCGCCAUGUCUGUGCAGUUGUAUAGAGAUUUGGGUUAUUCAAUAGUUUUGGGCUGUAAACAUCUUUAGAGGUGUGCCUCUGUUCUUUCUUUACCAUUUCUUCCCCGAGACCCAGUCUAUAUCAGACUCAUCAGUCUUCCGAAAUCUCGAUAAUAACUCUAACCGAUCUUUGUCAUGUUGUAGAGGAAGCAUCGUGGCCAUAGAUUUAGGGGUUGAAGAGAGAGGGGUUUUAGCUUUGAGGGAAGAGAGCAGGGGACUGAGGAGGGAUUUAUGUCGGCUGAGUCUUUGGAAGUGAUUGGGGCUCUGUUGCAGCUCUGGAUUUCUUCUGCUUUCUCUGUGUUCUUCGCUUGCUGCAUGCUCCUCUGCUGUUCCCAGCAGAGAUCCAAGGGUUACCCGCCUGCUUCGAUGCGUUUGAGGCCAAGAAGGACUUGUUCUGGAGUAGUGUGCUUUGGGAGCUUUCACAUAGGACGAUUUUUCUAUCUUUUCUUGUUCUUGAGAGGGGCUCAUACUUAAUACUAUUGUAAUCUCUUGAGUGAUUCUCUUCAUUUUCCCCUAUAAUUUAUAGUUACAUCGUCCUUUUUCAAAAUAAUUUCUUCUGGGCAUUUGAGGGGUUCUGCAAGGGUUUUACCAGCCUCAGAAAAAUGGCCGAACCUAGAAGACAACCAUUCAAUCGCGAUAAGCUCUGCAAGAAAGCAAAGAACAGAGCUGUUGACUCCAAACUCAUGAGGAAAAUCCGCAUCAUCUGUUACGAUCCUGACGCUACGGACUCAUCAUCGAGCGAAGACGAAGGGAGAAAUCCUAACAGACGCGGGAGGAAGCGUAUUGUUCAAGAAAUCAACAUCCCCCAUGUUGGUUCCUAUAAACCCUCUGUUCUCGAGACAGAGAGCUCUUGCCAGGACAGCAACAAUGGAUGCAAAAACCCUAACAAGAAGAGAAGGGUUUUGAGAAAAACCCCAUCAAGGCCAUCAUCGUCCAAGUAUAGAGGCGUUCGACAGAGAAAAUGGGGCAAAUGGGCUGCCGAAAUUCGAGACCCGGUGAAGGGAGCUCGUGUCUGGCUGGGCACGUACGAUACAGCCGAAGAAGCUGCUCAGGCCUACGAGGUGAAGAGAUUGGAGUUCGAAUCCCCGACUCCUGAAAAAAUGAACAAUCUGUCGUCAACCGCAGCGGUGUCUGAUGACUCGGAGAGCUUACUGUCACACACCUCUCCUUCCUCAGUCCUGGAAUUAGAGACUUCAGCUUCUGCUUCGCAGGUCAACGACCGUGGAUAUAAAGAAGAAGAAAUCAAAGUUGCAGAGCAGCAGCUGCCUGAGCUAGAAGAGCCAUUGGACAUUGGGAAGGAGCUAGACUUAGGUAUGGAGUUCGAUUCGCUCUUCAUCGACGAGUUCGAGCAGCUGGUGGAUGAUUUCAGCGGCUUUGAUGAUCUCAGGCUCUGCGGGCUCGAAGGCGAACUGGCCAGCGAUCUUCCCGACUUCGAUUUCGACAUCGGAAAUGAGGAGUUUGCUUGCUGGAUGGAUGAACCCCUCAAUAUAGCAUGCCCAUAAGUUUUGCAGCUAGGAAUUAGUAGUAAUAUUUUGAGUUCAUUUACAAAUUUUACAAGGAAAAAAGGAAAAAUCUCAUGGACUGGAAGAUGAGUUCCUGAGAAAAGAGUGGUUUUGCUUGGUUGCUUGUGAUUUAGUUUCUAUUUAUUUUUGUAAUGGUGAGAAGAGGAGAGGGAGGGAUGAGCUUUGUAGGGCAGGGUGCUCUUUGGGUUUUUCCGGUGCUGUUAGAGCCGUCCAAAGGGUUCUGAACUGUCCCAGAUACAGAGUGCGAAGGAUUUCUGUUAUUGAUGUUUUGGAUGGGAGUUUGUGCUCAUUUCCUCCCCAUCAGUGAUUUGCAUCUGCUGAUGAUGUGUUUUUGAUCGAGGCAUUUCAUUUCUUGAUAUGCAGAUUUGAGAUAUUAUUGGAGCUUAAAUUGCUAUAUUUUUCAGUGAAUUCUACUGAAUUUGUUAAUGAUCUUUGUCUGUAUUUCUGCGAAAUGCCACUGGGUCAAUCCAUUUUAAUGAGAUUUUAUGAUUGGGCAUUGAAAUUUUUCCAA